AUGGGAACUUUUGCCGCCCUCCGUUCUAUGUUGAACUGUUUGCUUUCGCGACGACCUUUUUUCAUCAUUUCUAUGUUGCUGCUUGUUACGUCCCAUCACGCUAUCGCCUACGGAGUAAAGUAUCAUUGUCGGAAAGUUGGAGCAGAGGAGAUCAUCGACGAACGGGGUUGUGAACUUAUGAUUUUGAGAGUGAACCGAUGCAGUGGGCACUGCCUUUCUUUCAGCUUUCCAAACCCCAUUACAGGAAGGACCUCUGUACAUGCUAAAUGUUGUCGAAUGACAGAUACGGAAUGGGUGAACACCGAGUUACAAUGCGAAGAUGGGCCCCGUCCGAUCAAGAUACCGAGCGCGGUGCAGUGCGAAUGUUUCGACUGUGCAAUACAUUAA
Necator americanus (New World hookworm) is the source of this 387-nucleotide messenger RNA. RefSeq lists its product as uncharacterized. Gene Ontology annotation, molecular function: hormone receptor binding. The record is from RefSeq and is a predicted model, not a curated record. The coding region runs from base 1 to 387 and encodes 128 amino acids. The transcript is spliced from 3 exons. Gene Ontology annotation, biological process: cell surface receptor signaling pathway. Lineage: Eukaryota; Metazoa; Nematoda; Chromadorea; Rhabditida; Ancylostomatidae.